Molecule: messenger RNA, 22770 nt
Organism: Pelobates cultripes (western spadefoot toad)
Lineage: Eukaryota; Metazoa; Chordata; Amphibia; Anura; Pelobatidae
Source: the annotation of a GenBank genome assembly
CCCGAGGAACGAUGAAUUUCGAAGAUUGCCGAGGUGUGAGGAACCCCCCAGGGGACGAGGAAUUCCGAAGAUUGCCGAGGUGUGAGGAGUCCCGAAGGAGGCGUAGUGCCGAUAAUUGCCGAAGUGCGGGGGUGACAAAUUCCGACAGGAAUCUAAUGUUCGUAGAACUGGUUGCCAAGCAACUUUCCAUCACAUCGCUCCGAACGGAAACACCGCCAUCUUCCUUACACGUCACUUUGGCCGUAGAAGUCGCGGCCAUCUUGGAUUCGGGCAGAAAUCCACACUCUGUUCUGUUACGUGCUAAGUAGGGCUGCCCAGGCACCCGGUUCAUCGUGAGAUUCUUCCCCCUCGGAAACAGAAGAAAUAGCAGCGCUCUAGGUAUAGGUUCAUGUCUCCUUCCCUACCAUGGCACACAGCUCCCGAGUGCUGAAGCUUGGCCGCCGAUACAAAUUGCUGGCGGGGGCUGCGUUUGUCUUGCUGAUGGUCCAGGGUCUGGUGGUCUGGAGUUUCAGCGGCCUGGAGGAAGGAGAAGUAAGGAAUCAUGAAUAAAUAUGGGGCUUUCAAUAUAAAUAAAACAUGGUGAAUGGGGAGACUAGCAGAGUGGUAAAUAACAUGUGAAAAAGUUAUGGGGUGGAACGGGUUAAAUGUGGCUGGUUAGGAAAAUCAAUUAGAUGGAUGAGAAAAGGUGUGUCUGGUGAAAGUAAAGAGCAACACAGUGAUCUGUUAAGGUUUUCCUGUUUCUGUUAAUGUAAAUGGAGAUAAGGAUUAUUAUUAUGGCUUUUUUUUAAAUUUUCAGUCCUGGCAAGUUUGAUUUAUUGUUUCAACUACUUUUCUUUUUUUGUUGUGUUUUUUUUAUUACAGAAUGCCCUUCAGAGGAGGAGCAGGAGCCCGGAAAAGGCAGAGCUGCCCAAAGAUCCAGACAGUUCGGCAGGACGACGAUCUGGAAGAGGAAGAGAGAAAGACCGCCUUGGCGGCGCGACGCGCAGGCAGAAACCACAUAUUUAUGGAAACCACGAGACGUGGCACAAUCUCACACGCGAAGGGGACACUGGAAGCGUAGAAGGAGCGCCUCUCACAACUGACCAUAGUUUUAGUCCCAAGUGCGAGAUAACUGGCAAGGAUGCGCUUUCGGCUUAUGCACGAGCAAGCACAAGCCAGUGUCAACAGGAGAUUGCAAACAUAGUGUGCCUACACCAGGCGGGACAACUCAUGCCACAGAGGGUAGCACGAUACUGUCACCUGACAGGUAAUAGUAUGCUUCUCAUUUGUUUGUUCUUUCUUUCAUGCACUUACCAUGCGACUUUAAGUGUUACUGGAAUAAUUUUUCACAAUAAGAAAUCUUGAAGGACUACUAAAGUCACGCAGGCCACUUCGUUGAGAUGAAGUGGAUUGGGUGCAGUUGUCCUGUCCUUGCAAUCCAUCUGGCCCCCAUUGCAUUGGACAUUGACAGAGAAGGACACAUUUACAGUAAAGCUUUUAGCAGAUAUUUUGUCGUACCAGUUCACUAGUCCUCCCCAACUUUGAAUCAGAGGAUGUCCAGAGACUUUGCGGCAAGCAUUUUCCUUGUUGGAUCCUAACCCAUAGCCUGCAAUAAGUCACCCCCAAAAAAGAGUUUGUUACUAAAAUUUAGUUAGAAGUAACUCUCUAGCUACUAUUGCCCUUCCUAUCUCUAGUUCAGAGUCUUCCACACCGAGGUAAGUACUGAAUCCAAAUGACUGUGUCUUGCCUUUGCUGGCUAAGUCUUAUGUGUGAUAUGCUUGUGUGUGCUUGGUUUUCUUUUUCUUUUUACCCCUCUUGCAUAACUUUGUUCAGAGGUGGGGGUAUGAUCCUUGGUGGUCCAGCAUGGGUUUUAAAACCCUGGUGGACCAGUGGGGGUUAAAGUCCCUUGUAAUCCAGCGGGUAAGUGUGGUCUGUAUUUCCAGUCGGUGCACACCUCAUAAAUCGCUCCUUGUGUUAAGUCAGAGUGCAGGCUGGAAAUCCAGCGCUGGACCGUGAGGGAGCUGUUACUGUGGUCUGCACCUGCAGUGGGGUUGGAGAGUAGACCAUGCGCUCUUUGUCCCGGUAAUAAGUUCUCUACCUCUCCUGUAGUAGGGUUGAAGGCAAGAAAAAUCUGCCUGCCCUGAGCUUGGACGUGCAUGUUUUAGGCGUCAAAUGAUUGGAAUCCCACAUACCUGGGAUAUACAGCGAAAUCUGGAACUGUUAUUUUCAAAAAAAGUUUUUAUCUCUAUUGCUUGUUUUUUCUAUUCAUGCAUAGAUUGUAGAGACUUGAAAAGGCAUAACCUUUAGAGAAGAGGUCAAAUGUACACAGUCAGGAAUAUUUAUUUGAGAAAUGCUUGCUUGAUGUUAUAUUUUUAUAACUUUUUCAGAAUAACCGUAUAUAUCGUAAGUGUCUGUGUUAUUCGAGGCAUUUCCAGAUCAUGCUGUAAAAAAUGGAAUAAAGUCUAAAAAGUGAAUGCUGUCUGUGCUCAUAAUUUUUACACAUUAUCAGUCCUAUUUUGUGCACCUAAAGUUUUGAAAAAGGAACACUAUUUUUACUCAAAUCUUGCAUUAACUGAACGUGCUGACAGCAGUCGCACUCCUAUCACUCUCUGGCAGCCAGUACAUGCUUGGAUCAGUGUGAUUACUGACGGCAAGAUGGUUUGCUGUGACUGGGAGAGAUGAGUACGUUAAUGGCAAUAUCGGUGAAUUAUAAGUCCAAUACUUGUAAAAAGACAUAUGCUGCAUAAUAAUUGUUGGAAACAAUGAUCGGUCUAUCCCUGGACAGAACGGCAUUUUGGGAGGUUGUGUUUAUGACCGUUUUAUGCGAAGUCUUUGGAUUAUAUAGAUGACGCAUAACAGUGUAUUUUAGAUUUUACUUAUCAGUGUCCCUUUUCUAAUUUUUACCAACUUUAGUAAUCGUUUAAACAGGUAUUACAACAUCCUCGAGAUUAUCUCAAAUACCACAUGUUGAGUAAUUUAAGUCAAUGUAGACUUCAGAUUUGUUUCUAUUUUGAGCUUGGUUUUCUACAGCUUGUUCAGUUGACUGGGUGUUCUAAUCUCAUUAUUUAGUGAAUUGGCAGUAAUCUAUCUCAUGAGCUGGUAGCAAAUUCUGGGCUUAUUGUUUUUCAGGAAAAGGGACUUCAGGUCUUCAGUGGAAUGAGCCAGAUGCAGGGGUUGUGUUGUCCGAGAAGCCUCUGCGUAUAGUGUAUAUGCUUGUUGUACAUGGCAGAGCUGUAAGACAGUUAACACGUCUUAUCAAAGCCAUAUACCACAAAGAUCACUUUUACUACAUUCACGUGGACCAGGUAAGCUGUAGAAUGAAUGUAGAUAAGUGCAUUUGGGGAAGCUAGUCACUGUUUUUGGUAACAAAUAUAAUCAUUCUGUCUUUGUUUCUCAAUUUCAUUUUCAGCGCUCUAACUAUCUACAUAGAGAGAUAACACAGCUGACAGAGCGGUAUGUGAAUAUACGCAUCACUCCGUGGCGUAUGGUCACUAUCUGGGGUGGAGCAAGUCUAUUGACUAUGUAUCUACGCAGCAUGAAAGACUUGCUAGAAAUGCCUGACUGGAAAUGGGAUUUCUUCAUCAACCUUAGUGCCACUGACUAUCCCACCAGGUAAGUGAGAGCUCUUUAUGGCAUUUAAAUUAAAUAUUUCUAUAAAACCUGUUAUUAUAUUCUCUAUAUUUUCUCAUUUUUUCAGGACCAAUAAAGAGCUGGUAAAUUUCCUGUCAAAAUUUAGAGAUAAAAAUUUUCUUAAGUCUCAUGGUCGGGAUAAUGCUAGGUAAGUGGGAAAGAUUGUAAAGACCUGGUCACUAAAUAUUUUUUCUUUAUAAAUGUUGUUGGAGUUGAAGCUUUCUGUCUGAUUUGAGAUACAUGGUUUCUCACCAAAGUGAGAAUUAUUUGUAAUUCUAAAGUAUGUUUGCUUCUCCCCUACUCCUUUUACGGUCAAAAUAGGUAAACUAGACAAAUCAAAUUGUUCAUCUAAUCACAGCUUUCAUGGUGGUAGGAGUCAGGAAGCACAGUGUGUCAAUCUGAAGAAUUCAGAAUUAUUCUCGGUUGUGUGCUAUUGGCUAGUUACACCUCUGGCACACAUGACUUAGGCAGCACAGAACUCUGUUCCAGACUGACUAAUGGUAAUUUUGUGCAUAUUUUAUGUCUGUUGUUGGCGCGCACUGGCACAUUCAGGCGACAGACGUUCCUCUCUUAUCCCUUUGCUGGCAGAGCCUGCCAGAGAAAGCUUGUGUCUCCCCUCCCUCCUUAACUACAGCCCUAGAAUCUCCCUAUCCCACCAGCCAAUUUUCUUUCUCCUUCUCUUUUCUCCCUCCCUGGCUCAGCGCACACACGCAUGCCGAGCAAUGCUGAGAGCUUUGCCUGGUGCUGGGUUAAGGUUAAGUAAAACUUUCUUUUCUUUUUUUUUUUUUCUCAGUGGUUUUUAAAGGAAGAUCUAAACAAUAAUGCCCAAUGGGUGAUGGUGCAACCCUUUAAAGUAAACUAUGCUCCCAGUUUUGCUAUUUUGGCCUUACAUUUUUAUUUCCCUUUAAAUUCCAGACAAAUCUCACUAUAAUGAAUAACCCUGACAGAAAAACUCUGAAACCUUGAACUCAUGAAAACAUUUGCUGGAUAUUUUUUGUUCUUUUUAACGUAAAUUACAUAUUAUUUCUUAAUAAGAUGUUAUGAAUAUCCAGGGCUUACAGUUUCAGCUCUGUAUUGGCAAGUGGAAAUUUUGAACAUGUUCUUCCUGGUGUGAAAUAUUGAUUUUUCAAUUACCCAGUCACAUGGCUUGGCCAACAGGUGGGAGGGAAGCCUGGAGCAGAUGCCUCAGGGUCAAACUCCACCCAAAUGUACUGCUGGCAGGGACAGAUUUGAGGGCUCUUGUGAGAGAGAUGAAACUACUUCUUGCAUAGGGGGAAGACACCCCUGCAUGCUCACAUACACUUGCACCCCUGCAAUCACACAGAGGUUCUAUGAAAAUGGCCCAGCUGCAUUCACAGAAUCUCGGAACAGAUUUGUACAGGUGUAUAGAAUGUUAGUGUUUGGGCAUACAGGCCUGUAUUUACAUGCCUGCUUAUCCAAAUACUAUAACAUUCCAUAAACCUGUACCUCUGCAUUCUCACAUUGACACUGACAAUUCCAUGCAUAUUAUCUUUUUAUCGUUACAAAUUUCAGUAGCAACAAAAGUGUUAAAAAACAAACAGUAAAUUGAUAAAAGCAUUAGCCCAUACUGAUUCUUUCUUGAAGUACUAGUUAUUCUUGAUUUUCAUGUGUUUUUUUAUUUUUUUAUUAUUCUGGCAACUCUCCCUUUUAGGCUCACUAAGUGAUGUGCACAACCAUUAUAUCAUGGGCAGAACCCAUAUUUACUGGACCCUGUGUGCAUAUAUACCCACAAUUGUCAAUAGUUUGUCAGCAUUAAGGUCAAUGGCUACAGGUGGUUCUCCUGCUCUAUGUCACUGCAAAAUACAGCUGCUCUGUAGUUGCACUGAUGAUUUAGUAAGCCCUUCUCGUGGAAGAAUAUAUGAAUAACUGGACAGCUUGUAAUUUGCCAGUCCAUUAAUGUCUGAACAGUGAAGCCAUUGUGUCAGCGGGGAGGUGUGUCCUGCUUGCAGAAUUGUUCCCAAGCAGGGUCAAUUGCAUAGGAGAAAGUUGUGAAAUAGACAUUGUGUGUUACAUUAGUGGUGGUGCCAGCAGCUCUAGUGAGGUUAUAGAUUUUAUUUCCUUUUAUCAGUAUGAUCAUUUGCCUGUAAGACUUGUUCAUAUCAAACGGGGAAAAUGAUUUGUGAGCAAAACACAGGAAAAACCCUAAAAAUGACAAAUAUUUAUACCAUGUUCCCAGACGAUCUUGUAUUCCAUUUAUGAUGUAGGUUUUGCGAGACAAGAUGAUCUGCAGUGAUUCAUAUUCUCUGUUACAUAUAAGAAUUGUUGGAAAUCUCUCAUCAGAAAUAGGUACAGAGAUGAUAACAAACAGAAUAUUUUUUCAGUCUUGAUAGUAUACCCCAACCCAUUUCUUGUCCUAUUUAUUUUGUUUCCUUUUUUUUUUUUUUCUUCUUUCCAUUGUCCUAUUGAUUCUCUCCUCAUUUGUCUUUAAUUUAUAAACUGCUGGUUUGAGAAUUUUUCUCUUGAUUGUAUAAAAAUCUUUGUUUAUAUCACAUGCAUUCUUCAAUAAAGGGUUACUCAAGGGUUGGGUAAGGGUUACAAAGUAUCAUAACCACUACAGCCCACUGGCCCGAUUCCCAGUAAUGAUGCAUAUCGUUUAGCAACACUUUGUCCUGUUACCUGGGUCCCUGCCAGGUCCGAGGCUUGCUAAAAUGUUUAUCACUGCGUUAAGCAGGUUUUUUUUUUCAGAGAGUCAGAGCGCAGAGUUAAUAUUGGUUAUUACAUUUUCUCUCUCAGGUUCAUUAAAAAACAGGGAUUGGAUCGCCUUUUUCACGAGUGUGACUCUCACAUGUGGCGUCUUGGAGAAAGACCGAUUCCUGAGGGCAUUGUAGUGGACGGUGGUUCUGAUUGGUUCGCCCUGACAAGAAGUUUUGUUGAAUACGUAACCUUCACGGAGGACACUAUGGUGUCGGACUUUAAACGCUUCUAUAAAUACACUUUGCUCCCAGCUGAGGUCAGAGUUUGAUAUCAGAUUGUAUUACGCUAACAUUAUAUAACCAUCCUCCUAAAAUCCCAGAUUCAUCCUUGGUCCAUAAACCCUUACAACUUAUUUUAUGAUGUUAUUCUUCAUCUACACUCUGUCUCAUAGUAAUUUUUUUUUUUUUUCUCUCCGUUUUUUUUUUUCUUUUGCAGUCCUUCUUUCACACUGUAUUGGAGAAUAGCCCAGCCUGUGGAUCUCUUGUUGAUAACAACCUGAGAGUCACAAAUUGGAACAGAAAGCUAGGCUGCCGGUGUCAGUACAAACACAUUGUGGAUUGGUGUGGCUGCUCUCCAAAUGACUUCAAACCUCAAGAUAUCGCACGCCUACAGGUACCAUAAAAACCUUUGCUUACUAAAAACUUUGGCAUCAUUCCACUUCUGUGUUAGUUCUUGCUACAGAGAGGCUCUGUUGUACCAUGGUAGCGUGUGAUGUGUUAAAUUCCCAGAUAUCCUUGUACAGUCUUUUUACUCUGCCAUUUACAAGAAUAUUAUACUUGCAAAAUAGGUGGAGCCUAAUUACCUUUUAGAUAUACUCCUUUUCCUACAGUUUUUUUUUUUUUUCUUCCAAAUACUAAUUUCUUGUGGCUCUUUCAAGGUGGCACUAUGCUCACAUGCCAGCACUUUAAUAGUUUAACAUUUCUUGAUAUUUAUGAUUUGGGAAUUAUAGUUCUUCCUUGAGUAUCCUGCAAAGAAUGUAUUCCUAACACUAUAUUAAGCUGUAUUCCUAAUACUAUAUUAACCCUCCGGGUGCCUAAAGUGUCCCUUUUAAAAGAAACUAUAGUGCCCCCAUCCCUCUCUGUGGUGCAAAAGGGGUUAAAAACCUUCUGUCACUUACCUCAGUCCAGCGCUGAUGUCCCUUGUCGCUGGCUCAGGUCUGCCUCCGCUCCUCUCCCACCGACUAUGGCCGCACUCGAAUUAGGGCUUUCCCCAUAGGAAAGCGUUGUGCAGUGAUUCGGGUGACAAUGGACAUUCUCCUGUAUAAUGUGAGGACAUCAGGCGACCAAAAGUCGCCUUACGACCCCUAAUUGCUGUCUGAUAGACAGCCACUAGAAGUGGAGUUACCCUACAAAGCUAAUUAUUGCAGUUAAUUAAUAACUGCAAUAAUUAGCUUUGCAGGGUUAAGGGACCUGGAACACUGCACCCAGACCACUUCAAUGAGCUUAUAGUGUCCCUUUAACUGUAAAAAAAAUAAAAAUCAGAAAACAUCAACCUAAAUUUUGAGUUUUAUUUGUAUUUUAUCAAAAUUAUGAAAAUGCACAUACUAGCAGUUGGAAUACAAUUUUUAGUUAAUAUCUAAGUGAAAGGUGUAGUAGAUAAGCAAGCUGUCAGCGCAGUAAUGUAUUUUUGAUAUAUUUUGCAUGGCUUGCAAUUAUCCUGCAUAUAGAGUCCACUUUUUCAAUACAGGUUGGAUGUUGUUUGCAAAAGCAGUAUUAUAUUUCAAAUGUAAUUGCUUAGCGUAACCUUAUCAGACAGGUGUGAUUCGGAAUAUAGUGUAUAAAAAGCUUUGCCAAUUUAUUUUUUUCCCUUACAAUGGUUCACCUUUGUAAGGGGAACUAAUGUCUUACAGAUCGAUUUUAUAAUCUGUAUGUGUGUGUAUAAGUUAUAUAUAAUAUGAGUUGCUUACAAGAAGUGAUUCAUAAAAUACAAUUGCUGAAUUUUACAGAACGUUUUAUUUAUACCGGUCUAUAGAAUAUUACUAAACAAUUAAACCCAUUUUUAUUUGAUAUAUUCCAGCAGCUCUCCAGGCCAACCUUUUUUGCACGAAAGUUCGAGUCAUCAGUGAACCAAGAGGUUCUGGAUAUUUUGGAUGCUCAUCUGUUUGGAGAGCCCCCUCCUGAGACCCCAGGCCUGAAAGGGUACUGGGAAAACAUAUACAGCAGUGUGGAAGGCAUGGGAGGCAUUAGUGAUGUCGACAUGACCGCAUACUCUUCAUUUAUACGCAUGGCACUUCAUGAAUUACAGGGUCCAGAAAAAGUGAAAAGAUGGACCGCUUGUAGGUGAGAAAUGAGAAGAUGUGGAAACCGACAACACAGCAGUGUGGUAAAAUGUGACCAGUACUUAUCACUGUGGGAUCGACAAGUUGUUCUAUGAAUAGUGAAACAGGUGAUAUAGGAGAGGAAAGUUUGAAAUACACUCCGUUCUUAUAAGGAUUUUGGGUGGGAGGAGCUCAGGCUGCAGUUACGGGCGAUAAUCCGGAAAAGCCAGGGAGAGGUACAGACAUUGGUUAUUCAGCGGUGUGGUCAGGUUCACAGAAGGGUCGGUCCAGGCAGCAAAUAUUAUUGAGCGGUAGACAAGCAGAAAAGUCAAAUACCAAAAGAGCAAAGUAACAACUAAAGUCAACUCUUUUCAACCUGUUUGUUAAUGAUCUUCAAAUAAGCAUCGAAAGUCGUGUCACAUGACACACAACAGGUAAAGUAAUACAGUGUGAGCAGGAUAUUACUACACUGCUGAAACAUUUAGAUGGAUCGACUGGAGACUCAAAUAGAAGAAGAAAUUGAAUGUAGAUAAAUGCAAAGUUAUGUACUUCGGGAUGAAGAAUGCACAAGCAACUUACACACUAAAUGGUAGUGAAUUAGGGAUAACACAUGUCAAUCAGCAGUUUCUAAGGCCAGUAAAUUAUUGCAUGCAUGACAAUGGCCAUUUUAGCCUCUUUAUCAAGGCACCUGUUCUAAAGAAGGAUAUUAUGGCACUAGAAAAAGUGCAGAGAUGGUCUUCAGAAUUAAUAAGAGGGAUGGAAAACUUUAGUUAGAAAGAAGGCAGUCAAAUUUAAAUCUAAAUUUUAAAAACGGUGCAUCAGAGGGGAUUUGCCAACAUUAUACAAAUACAUUUUGAGCCGCUACAAGCCUUUGACUGAAAAUCUAUUCAUAAAUAGAAUUGUACGUUUGACACGGGAUCACCCAUUUAGCAAAGGAAAGAGAUCUUUACUGAACAAUGAAGAAAUGGAAUUAUCUGCCCAAAGAGAUGGUUUUUUUUUAAAGGGGCACUAUAGGCACCAGAACCAGUGUAGCUUUACCCUUUCCCGAACUUGGACGUAUCAGGUAUGUUCGACAAAAAAAGGCCACAGUGAAUUAGAGCCCUGGAAGCAAUCAUGAUCGCUUCCAGCCGCUCUAAAGUUGUUGCAGCGAUGCCUCAAUGUUGAGGCAUCGUGCAAUACCCCCUCUCGCCGCCCCACCGAGGCACUCAGUGAAGAGAAAUUAAAUUUAAAAAUUAACCCCUUCUCUCCAUAUAUAUUUAUCCAAUCGCCGCCGUUUCCCCGCCGGCGAUCGGUGUUCUUCUUCUAUGGGGGAGGGGGCUGUCUGUCAGCCCAGACAGUCCCCGCUCUGCAAAUUAGGAUCCCCAAGGGCCAUGUGACCGCUCUGAAAUAGGUGUCCAUACUGCCAGCAGGGGGAAUGCCUGAACUGACAGGCAGUCCCCCUGCUGAUGAAAAAGUUUAAAAAAUAAAUAAAAUAAAUAUAUAGAUAGAUAUAUAUCAUAACGUCAUACUAAGGGUAUUUUUAUUAAUAUAUACAUAUAUUAAUAUAAAAAUACACUUAGAGUAAAAUUGCGUAUGUAUAUGUGUGUAUGUAUGUAUGUAUGUAUGUAUGUAUAUAUAUAUAUAUAUAUAUAUAUAUAUAGUGUAUAUGUUCUAAAAAAAAAGUAAAUUUAAAAAAAAUAAUUCUAUAUAUGUAUGUAAUUUUAUUCUAACUGUAUUUUGAUAUUUAUAUAUAUUUAUAUUAAAAUACACUUAGAAUGAAAUUUUAUAUGUAUAUAUAUAUUUCUAUGUAUAUAAAAAUAAUACGAAAUAUACAUAUGUCCAUAUACAUAAUUACAUAAAUAAUUUCAUAAAUGUACACGUAGACUUCAAAUAUGUGUAUAUAUAUUUAAAUACUACGUGCAUAUUUAUGUAAUAUUUUACAUAAGUAAUUUUAUUGAUUGCAAUUUGGGGGACCUGCCUGACAACACAGGCCAAAAUUCCAGAGAAUUUAAUUUGCUAGCACUAUAUUUAACCGUGUAACCUUCCAAGAUACCCUAAAACCUGUACGUGGGGGGUACUGUUUUAAUCGGUAGACUUCGCUGAACACAAAUAUUAGUUUUUCAAAACAGUAAAACAUAUCACAACGAUGAUAUUGUCAGUGAAAAUUAAGUUUUUUUGCAUUUUUCAUACAAAUGGCACUUUCAUUGAUGAUAUCAUUGUUGUAAUAUGUUUUACUGUUUUGAAACACUAAUAUUUGUGUUCAGCGAAGUCUCUGGAGUAAAACAGCACCCCCCCCCAUGUACAGGUUUUAUAGUGUUUUUGAAAGUUACUGGGUCAAAUGUAAGGCCGUUUUUUCACAUUGAAAGUUGCCAGAUUGGUUAUGUUGCCUUUGAGAGCGUAUAAUAGCCCAGGAAUGAGAAUUACCCCCAUGAUGGCACACCAUUUGCAAAAGAAGACAUCCCAAGGUAUUGCAAAUGGGUUUUGUUCAGUCUUUUUUAGAAGCCACUGGCCAAAGUUAGCGUUCAUAAUUGUUUUUGCAUUUUUAACACACAAACAAAUAUAAAUGCUAACUUUGGCCAGUGUUUGUGACUAAGUGGCUACUAAAAAAGUCUGGACAUCCCCCAUAUUGAAUACCCUGGGUUGUCUACCUUUCAAAAAUAUGUGGUUUGAUGGGGGUAAAUUACAUUGGGUGCAUGAUGACCAGCUGUGAAAAUUCCAAGUAGGAAAACUGGAAUGUGCACUCUCCCCAGAGAACCCGACAGACCUUUACAUGGGUGGUAUCACUGUACUCAGGAGAUGUUGCUGAACCCAUAUUGGGGGUUCUUUGGCAUUAACCCUUAAAGUUCUCUGUAUAUGUAUUCUUAAAUUGCUGUGUGUGUCAAAAAAAGCACCAUUUUUUUUUUUUUAAUUUGUCAUAGAUUGGUGGUAAAAUGGUUGCAUUAAAAGACUCAAAAUAGCCCACGUUUAAUACAUUAGGUUGUUUUCUUUAACCCCUUAAGGACCAAACUUCUGGAAUACAAUGGAAUCAUGACAUGAGAUCAGUGUUACAAUGUAACUUGCAUUAAUUUGGGGGGGGGGAAAUGGUUUGGAAAUAGCAAAGUGCUACUUGUACUUAUAGCCCUAUCACUUUCCAAAAAAAGCUAAGAACAUGUUCUCAUUGGGUAUUUCUAAACGCAGGACAAAAUUUAGAAACUAUUUAGCACGGGUGUUUUUUUGUUUUUUUUUUGCACUUGUAGAUGCAUAACAGAUUUUGGUGGUCAAAGUUAGAGAAAGUGUGUUUUUAAAUGUUUAUCAUAUUUUAUAAAAAAAAAAUGUUAUAGUAAAUUAUAUGAUAAAAAUAAUGGUAUCUUUAGAAAGACCAUUUAGUGUCGAGAAAAACGGUAUUUAAUAUGUGUGGGUGCAGUAAAUGAGUAAGAGGAAAAUUACAGCUAAACACAAACACCGCAGAAAUGUAAAAACAGCCCUGGUCCCAAACCGUAAGAAAAUUGAAAAGCGGUCUGGUCACUAAUGGGUUAAUGUAGUGGUACUGGUGUCUUUAGCCUAUCCCUGUAGGCUUUUUUCAAUGUAAAUGCAGCCUUUUAAGAGAGAAGGAUGUGUUUACAUUGCUGCUUAGUAACACCUCUAGUUGCAGUCACUCGGAUUGGAUUGGCUGAGAUCAUCAAGAUUGAGGCGGGGACAGCCGCAGUGAGACGAAUGCAGCGAGGAAGAAAAGGUACGUUUUUGCUUCAUAGAGAGGAGAGCUGGUCACCUAAAAAGCCACUCCAGCACUGUCUGUAUUCCUAACACUAUAGCAUUCCUUUAAAUAGUAACUGGAUAAAUUCUUGCAAACUCUGUUCAGGGCUACCUAAUGGCAUUCUGUGUGUAUUUUACAUCUGUUCUCAGUACGCACUGCGUUUUGUCAUACAUAACCAAUGGAGCUUUGAGCAGAUCUUGGCACUACUUUUAGUGUAAAAUUUUAAAUUCACAUAAAUUCUCACUUUAAUGAAUAACCCUGUAAACUGGAACUGAAUGGACAGUUCUCAUAGAAGCUUGAGGCUUGUUUAAUACAAGAGUGAUGAGGAGGACCAGGCAAAAUUGAGACGAAAAAUGCAAAAUGUGAAUUCAGCAUAUAUUUGUAUGUAUAUUUAUUUAUUUUUCCCUCAAUGCCUCACUCCCUUCAGAUUCUCUCCUUCUGGGUUUCCUUCCAACGCAGAACUUUAUUUUUAUGAUGACCAUUUCCAAGGUUACCUGAUUAUGCAGGAGGUGCAGAGUGGAGAAACGCUUGAGAUCUGGAUGAUGCCGCGAGGCACUCUAAAAGUGGCAGAUCAAAAAGGAGUAACUAAUCGUAUUCAAAGUCUGGAGGUAUGUAUGUAUGUAAAUCCUCGGUCUUACUCUGUAAAAUCAUCUUGCAAUCAGCCCUGUUGUAUUUGCAUAAAUGGCAUGGAACCAACACUUUAUUAAGGUUUGUUUGUUUUAUUUGUGUUCUCAUAAACUACAACACUGCUUCUAUUUUAGUUUGAAUCUUUAUCAUGCCUGAACCACAAAGACGUACGGUAUUUUUCGCUCCAUAAGACGCACUUUUUUUCCCCUCAAAAGUGAGGGGAAAUGUCUGUGCGUCUUAUGGAGCGAAUGUGAAGAUUUACUUACCUGUCUUGGAGCGUGGGCCGGCUUCACAGCGCGCUCCGCGGUCCAGGAACUUCUAUUUCAGGUUCCGGUUUCCGGCGGGACUGAAAGGAAGUGUGCACACUGACACACUUCCUUUCAGUCCCGCCGGAAACCGGAACCUGAAAUAGAAGUUCCUGGACCGCGGAGCGCGCUGUGAAGCCGGCCCACGCUCCAAGACAGGUAAGUAAUUAUGGGACAAGGGGAGGGGGACACUAUGGGAGAAAGGGAGGGGAGACACUAUGGGACAAGGGGGGGGAGGGGGGACACUAUGGGACAAGGGGAGGGGGGACACUAUGGGACAAGGGGAGGGGGAGACACUAUGGGACAAGGGCAGGGGGGGACACUAUGGGAGGGAAAGUGCACUAUGGGACAAUGGGAGGGGGGGACACUAUGGGAUCAGAACACUAAUGGACAAGGGGAGGAGGGGUUAAAGAACACUAUGGGACAGGGUAGGAGGGGUUAACAAUCACUAUGGGACAGAGGAAAGGGGGGUUAAAGAUCAUUAUGGGACAGGGGAGAAAAAAAAAUAUUUUGAACAAACUGUCCCAUAGUAAGAAACACUAUGGAACAGUUUGUUCAGAAUAUAUUUUUUUUUCUGGGUUUCCUCCUCUAAAAACUAGGUGCGUCUUAUGGAGCAAAAAAUACGGUAAUCAUAUUCUAGACUAGACUUGUGCACAAGCAAAAUACUUGGUUAGUCAGAUUGCUGGCAAACCAAGGUCAGCAGAAAGGUUGACCAUUUAUGUCACGUCAUGAUUCUUGGAUCACCGUUAAUUAAAAUUGGUUUUAGUAUUGUAUAGCAAUUUACAAAUUCUACUUAUCAUGUAAACAUCUGCUGUUUUUACAUCUAAUAUUUGCAAACAUCAGCAGUCUAAAUAUUCUUUCUAGACAUUAAUAAUUUAUGGACCAUGGGUUGAAAUUGGUCUGCAAUAGAUCUUUCGUAUACUUUACUUGGAUCACUUGAUGUAAAAAGGAAAUAGUCUGACAUGUACACGUUCUACUUUUAAAUUAAACUCAUGAAAUUGCCUGAUAAGAGAACGAGAGAACGUAAUCUGCCCUUAUAGAAUCACUGAUAUAGUGAAAAUAACACUUAUAAAAUAUAACAUUUAAUAAGUAUAAUUAAAAAGGUUAAAAAAAAAAUUGUAAAUAGUGGAAAAUAGAGAUGAAAAUCACCAAGGAUAAAGUCUAGAUAUAUGUUCUAACUAUACUGCCAGAUUGCUCUAUAAGAGUUGGAUUGUAGAAAAAGAUAGUAACAAUGUAAUCGGGUCCCUGAGUAGGAAGUGUAAAAGAAUAGAGACAAGUAACUGUCUGUAGCAACUAUCAGUGCAGCUAGAUAUAUCUUGUAGGUGGCAAACAGAUUGGAAAGAAAGGGGGAUAUCACCUAAAUGUCUAGCUAUAUCGAAAUCUUGACCAGUAGAUAAAUGCCUUUCUAACCGCAGUUUAUCUAUUAAGCAAAAGCGAAUAUAUAAUGACAGUGCAUAAAGAGUAGUUAAAAGGGUGAGGUAACACAGAAUCCACUGAAAACACGACGAGUGGCUGCCUCCUAAUACUUAUCCCAUCCAGCAGGCUACCUGUACUAAGGGAAUGCACCACAUAGCUCAAAAUUCCUACUGUAUAACCUAUAAUGUCCUUGCAUAGACCACAACAAAGCUGAACACUUUACUGACUUGUCCAACAAGGCUAUGUGACCUGCUAUGAAUGCUAUUGUAUUGACGUUAGAUGCUUAUCAUAUGUUAACAACAAUGUCUGCCUUUACAACUCAACCCCCGAACUGGCCUUAAUCUGCUGGCGGUUGACAUUUGAACAUGAAUGCUUAAAACUGUUAAACAAAUGUCUGAACUAUUUGACUGCUGGCAGCGUUAGAAGUCACCGGGCAAAUGGGUGAAAAACCUCUGUGUCAUUGUCCUAUCGCAUUGAGACCUGCGAGUCUCCCGUACACCCUUACUGUAAUAAUGUUCUAAUGUAACUAAAAUUCUAUGCCUUAAUAAAGCCUUGAAAGAUAAAAUAAAAAAAAGGGUGAGGUAAGUCAGGUGCAGUUUUAUACAAGGUUCCUUUCUGGAUAUUAGAAGGUUAGCGAAGAUAGACUGUGGUCGUGGAAUAGAUAUAGAAUAUAGGAGUCCUAAGUCUGUGCUUAAAGGAUGUGUAAAUGUCUACUGAAUAUAUGUCUAACAGUGGAGACAUCCGAUAUCUGUAGGGAACAUAAAACCUUCAAGGGCACCUAAUCUGCUGCUUGAUAAGAAGGAUAGCUAAGCCUUAAUUACUGCUAUCUAUCCACUACAAUAACUAAACUUUCCCUGCCAACACCAAAGAUCGGUCCUGCAAAGUGGGGGAAUAAAGCAAAAAUAAAUCUAGUUGUGAAUAUCUAUAUGCAGAGGUUAAGUAGCAGGAUAAGGAGUGCAGUUGAGCUCCGACGCAUGUUUCGCCAGUAAGCGGCUCUUCAAGGGGGAAAAUUGCCCGUUCCUUUUUCAUGGACCAAAACGAUUUUUACAAAUUUUUUUUAAUGAGAUAUCCAACAAGAUGGACACCCUCUCGAAUGUUUGCACAAUUCUGGGAGGACGUGAGAACUCUUAAUUAUUUGUACACAGACAUUUAGGUCUUGACCCCAGGGCAUACCUAUUAUCCACACCAAAGGAGAUCUUGAGCUGUAGUGAAUAAAAAAACUAUUUAAUAAAAUUACACUGGCAGCUAGUCGUCAGGAGCCCUCCGAAACGCGCCUUGAGCUCUCUUUUUUGUCGUUUUUACUUCACCUUUUAUUUAGUAUGCACUAGUUUAUUUCCAUUUAGUUCCAGGCAGGGAGGUUGGUUCAGGUAGGCAUUAGUGCCACGGUGCCGAGGUAAUACAGGGAUAGACUUUUUUUUUCAGUAGCCUUUUUUGGUUUAUGGUUAUUGAGGCUCCGUUCCUCCAUCCUCCUCCCUGUGGUUUCUACCUUUAACUAUACCUGACGCUAGUAUACAUGCUGGGAUUGUGUGGGGCUAGUGGUUCUGACACUAUUUGUAUUUUUAGACACGCUGAGUGUCUGUCUAGUUGCACCUUGGCUCAUUUGUACACGUACCUCACCAGCUGAAUAAAUGUAUUUCUCCCUCUAUAUUGAUUUUUUUGACCGUUAUUCUUUCAUCCUUAGAAUUACUAAAGGUAGGCCAUCCUCUCCUUUUCAUUGUUGCGCUCUCCUUAGGGCCUUCACUGGUCCGCUACUUUCCAUUUCAUAAUUAGCUUAUGUCAUCUCCAUGUUGUAUGAACACUCAGAAAUAGAAAAGCUUGCAACACUUUUUAUCAUUUGUUGAUGUCUUUCAAGAUCAAUCAUGCCUAAUAUGCAAUGCAUGCAAGACAAAUUCACAAACCAUAGUAUACUCCACAUACAUAAAAUAUAAUCCAGUUUUUGUGUGAGUAAUUGGAGAAGGGAACGUGAAUAAAAAUUACUUCAAAGCUUCAAUACUUAAAAUAUGAUCAGUAUUAGAAUAAAGAAAGUCAACUUCUAUUGUAACACAAACAUAAUUCUUCUUUCAUUUGAAACCAAAUAAAAUUUCUAGGCUGACCUGUAUCCAUUGUGAAUUAUGCCCAUCUAUCUUGUGUAGUGCUACGACUGUUGAAUUACACUACAUGUCUUUAACUGUACUGCCUAACACUAAAGAGAUAGAGAUAUAUAUAUAUAUAUAUAUAUAUAUAUAUACACAAAGAUUAUCCAUUGUUUCAAUUUGUAAGUAGGUUUGUGCUUAUCAAACCGAAACAUUUAUUUAUUUAUUUUUUUUUAUGGAUGGCUGAUUAAAAGCCAAGUUUUAUUUGCAUCAAAAUCUGGGAGUGCUAUCUAGAUUUUCUUUGUGGAUUUUGGCCUGACAAGUAUUGGAAUGGAUUAUAGAGUGCAAUAUUUCUAUCUAUCUAUCUAUCUCUUGGCAUUUCUUAUGACAACAAAUUUCUAUUGUAACACAAACAUAAAUCUUUUUCAAUUUAAAACCAAAUAAACGUUCUAGGCUGACCUGUAUCCAUUGGGAGUUAUGGUAGGUUAACAGACCUAAGGCAAGUCAGGGAAACAAUGGAUGAAAUAACAUGACCUGGGGGAGUUUAUGAAUCUUUGGUAAGUCAUAAAAUAUAGGAAUAUAACUUGGAAAAGCUAACCGAAAAAUCUUCUCAUGUUGAUCAAUUAUUAUUAGCAUUUAUGUAACACAAAUUUAUUCUGCAAUGCUUUACAGUUCUAGAAAGGGAAGAGGACCUGCUCAAAGAGCUUACAGUCUGAGGAUUAGAGAUAGGCAGAUCUAUAUUCUUAGAUGUCUUUCCUAGGGGCACUUACUGUUAAGGUGAUCUGACCGUAAUUCAACCUUGGGUUUCUAAGGCAGUGAUGUUACCAGCGCUCUAACCAGCUGAUCAAUAGUGCUUAACGCAAAGGCUUCUUCUAAAGGCACCAAAUCUUAUUUUUACUUGGAUUAAAUAUUCUUGUUAAUGUUAAACAUUCCCCAAGAUCCUCCAGUCCUGACCAUAGCAAUCCCUAUGCAUAAUGACAAUACCGCCUCAUUCGUUGGCAUUCUGUAUUGAUUUUAUAUUGGUUUCCAUUUAAUCCUUUAUAUCUAAUUCACUAUUGCCCAAAUCUGAUUCCUGAUAUUCCAACAAGGCAACAAAACUAUAUACAAAUGUCUAAAUAUUUAGGGAUAGUCUCAAUGUAUUAAAGGAACUCUAUAGUGGUGGUUUUAACACUAUAGGGUCAGGAAUACAUAUUUGUUUUCCUGACCCUAUAGUGUUAAAACCACCAUCUAGCAAUCCUGACUCCCCCUUGCACUUCUAAAUAUAGUAAUAGCACACUUGUGUUCAAGUCUGCAGCUACAGGCUCUGCCCCUGCCUGUUUGACUGACAUCAUCAGAAGUCAUUAUUUGAGCCAAUAACAAUACUUUCCCAUAGGAAGGCAUUGUAUUGGCUGAGAUUGUCAAGGAGGCAGAUCAGGGGCAGAACCAGCACAAGCCAAACACAGCCCUGGCCAAUCAGUAUCUCCUCACAUUGAAUUAAUGCAUCUCUAUGAGGAAAGCUCAGUGUCCCCAUUCAGAGGGUGGAUAAACUGAAUGUCAGUGCUGCACACUGUGCAGCACUGACACAGAAAGCACCUCUUUUAUCCAUAUGAUGAGUGGCCAGUGGAGGUAUUCCUAGGGUAUAAUGUAAACACUGCUUCUUCCUCUGAAAAAAAGAGCUUACUGCAAAAAGCCUGAAGGGAAUGAUUAUAUGCACAAGAACAAAUACAAUAAGCUGUAGUUGUUCUGGUGACUAUAGUGUCCCUUUAACCUCUUUGGUAAAAAAAAGACCUCACCAGUGUUAAAGGACCACUAUAGUGCCAGGAAAACAUACUUGCUCUGCGGAGAGGAAGGGGUUAAACUUACCUCUUUCUCCAGCGCCGGGCGGGGAGCUCUCCGCCUCCUCUCCUCCUAUAUGGCUGUAUGCGCAUGCGCGGCUAGAGCUGCGCGCGCAUUCAGCCAGUCUCAUAGGAAAGCAUUCAUAAUGCUUUCCUAUGGAAGCACGCAAACACCUCUAGCGGCUGUCAAUGAGACAGCCACUAGAGGCUUUAGAGGCUGGAUUAACCUAUUUAUAAACAUAGCAGUUUCUCUGAAACUGCUAUGUUUAUUAAAAAAAAACAAAAAAAAACAAAAAGGGGUUAACCCUAGCUGGACCAGGCACCCGGACCACUUCAUUAAGCUGAAGUGGUCUGGGUGCCUAUAGUGGUCCUUUAAUUUCCUUAAAACAUUAUUGGUGUCUUUAAAGGUCUAAAAUAUGUGGAUGACAAUAGAAGAAAAACUUUAUUAAAGGAUCACUAUAGGGUCAGGAACACAAACAUGUAUUCCUAACCCUAUAGUGUUAAAACCACCAUAAAGCCCCCCUGGGCCCCUUAUGCCUCCAUAAAUAGAGUAAAAUCUUACUGUAUUCAAGCCUGAAGCUGUAGAUCUGCAUGCUGUUUGCCUCAGAAAAACAAGCUGUCUGCUGACAUCAUCAGAAGUGGUGGCCUGAUCCAAUCGCAAUGCUUCCCCAUAGGAUUGGCUGAGACUGACAAAGAGGCAGAUCAGGAGCAGAGCCAGCAUGAUUCAAACACAGCCCUGGCCAAUCAGCAUCUCCUCAUAGAGAUUAAUUGCAUCAAUGAAUCUCUAUGAGGAAAAUUCAGUGUCUGCAUGCAGAGGGAGGAGAUACUGAAUGUUUGGAUGCAUUUUUGGCAGCCAUGACCCAGGAAGGAUCUCUAACAGCCAUCCAAGGAGUGGCCAGUGAAGUUAUCACUAGGCUGUAAUGUAAACACAGCAUUUUCUCUGAAAAGACAGUGUUUACAGCAAAAAGCCCGAAAAUAAUGAUUCUACUCACUAGAACAAAUUCAAUAAGCUAUAGUUGUUCUGGUGACUAGUGUCCCUUUAAGUAAUUUUAUCGCCUUGCUAUUUGAAUUAUUAUUAGAAAGAUUAAAAAUACCUCUUAAUUCAUACAUCAUUUUUAGAGUUCUUUCCACUUAAUUCCCUCUACAUCUAUAAUUCUCUGUCUUGUAGUGUGUGACAGAUAUUUGAAUCACUCAAGGUAAGAUUUGGGGAGCAUCAUUCUGCAAUAUCAAGUGGUAAGAGUAAAUUUUCUCCUGCAAAUUUAUUCACUGUUACAUGUAAUGGGAAUGCAAUAGAUCCCUCUCCCCCUUCCCCUCCUCCCACAUAGAUUAUGCCGGUAGGUAUAAUAAACUCAUCACUGCAGAAUCAAUUUGUAUUUUUAAACGAGAUACUCAUCGUCCUAAAGGACUUAAUGAUGAGAUUGGUUUGUUUUAUAAGAGUAUAUGUGUGGAUGUUUUCAUUUAUUUAUUUUUUUUAUUUACUUAUGUUGGUGGGCCACGAAUCCUUUUUUUAAAUGCAAAUAUUUUUUUCCCAUUUAUUUAUUUUUGUAUUACGCCAUCGAUAACAGAGCAAGAUUUGUGGCUAUUUUUAAAGUGUGACAUAGGUUGGAUUCAUUAAAGGCCUGCAUGACAUGAUAGUCCAGAGGAUUCUCUCAAGUGUGCAUCAAGAAGCUGAUUUCAAUGUCUUCUAGAGACACACAAUGGUUAUAUAAAUAUGUCCAUUUCCAUUUCGCUUGUAUUUUUUUUUUUUUUUUUUUUUUUUUUUGGGGGGGGGGGGGGGCGUUUUAUAAGGCAUCUCCUGGUAAAGAAUAGUGUUAAGUUUUAUAAUUGAAGAGGCUGAUCCCUUAGAGUUAAAGUAAAUUCAUAUAUUAAUCCAGCCUCUUAUUGUGGGUGUUGGAUUAACUGUAUGGCUUUUUUUAUAAAGCAGUCUGCACAUUCCUAUUGUACUGCCUUUUUUCUCAACAGAGUUGAAUGGAAGGCAACUGUUGCCUACUGGGUAUAGGAGAACAUAAUGCUUCUCUGAUGUUGCUAUUCUACUUUCACUGUGGCUGUUUUAGUAAAGUUUAAUGAUGCAUGAUUUAUUUUCAGGUAAGCUCAGAGUGGGAUCCCAAGGAACGGAUUUUCCGUAAUUUCGGUGGUCUUAUUGGACCCAUGGAUGAGCCAGUUGCAGUACAAAGGUGGACUCGUGGGGUUAACCUGACAGUCACUGUAGUUUGGAUUGAUCCCACAUAUAUUGUAGCUGCUUCAUAUGACAUUGCUGUGGACUCUGAAGCAGAUUAUACACAGUACAAGCCUGCUUUAACCCGCCCAUUGCGUCCUGGUGUCUGGAGUGUUCGUAUUCUACAUUUUUGGGAGAUGGUGGCUGAGGUCCAAUUCCUUGUGAUACCACUAACUGUAAGGAACAAGAAACCUCUACAGAGCGGUGAGUACAAACGGAUGAAAUAUCAACUUAGAUAUUGUAUAUGUAUAUACGUAUCAUUACAAAUAUGUAUAAUGUUUUUUUUGUUUUUUAAUUAAUUCACAGGAGAUAGCUGGUUGCACUCUGGUCCUCCUCUUGGACAAUACAUGGAACAAAGUUUUCAGGCUCUCAGUGGAAUUCUAAAUUUACCACCACGUGCUGACAUUGAAAAAGAGGCUAAUAAAAAGUCAGAGUUUAGGAGUAAAGAGCUGGAAAACUGGACAGAUGACAGUUUAAGAAGUUUUUGGUCUGUUGGGGGAGUUUGCCAAAAAACAGUUUCCAGUUCCUGCCCUUCGCUCCCCAUCUGUUCUGAUACACAUUGGAGCUCUUUGUCACGUGAUCCCAAAUCUGAGCUAGGGCCUGUUGGGCAAGAUGGCCAUCUGAGGUAGCAGAACCUGCUGGUUAAAACUCAGCAAACACAUGGGGCAGAACGCAGCCCUAAUUAUACCACUUGGAAAUGUCUGAACAGUGCCAUAGCCAUGGAUUCCAGCUGUCCGAUAGCGUGCUCAAGUGUAAUAAUCUGUGGAAUUAUAAUGGCCUACUACAGUUUUUGCCUCUUUAUAGUAUGGAUUGUUUCAACUUUAUUCCAUCUUUUUUCACUUGGGAAACAAGACGGGUUCUACCUUGUUUUAGGAAGUCUUGAUGAUGGUCACAUGACUACCUUUCACACUAAUCCACAGACAAAUUAUGUGUCAAAACAAUCUUGUUUCCCUAUGUGUGCCAAAUACAUUACCAAGGACAAAUGUGCUGCUAUGAAACAGACAUACAAAUUAUACUUUUUUUUGUUUUUGUUAUGUUCUUCAAUCCUGGGGGCUGGCUCCUCUUGGAGUAUGUUGGGUUUCUUUUUUUUAAUAUUGGGUUUAAAACCAUUUUUACGUGCUGGAGAUGAACCAUGACGCUUUCUAUGUGCUUAGCAGGUGAUGAUACUACAGACUCCUCAUCUGUGAAGAACGUUCUAUUAAUGUGACCUUCAUACUUUUACCAUCCACUACACUUGAUUCUACUUCAACUGAUAAAAUGUUACUUCAGCUUGUCCAGGUAAUGGAUAAAAUAAGAGCUCCAGUUUAGGUUCAAAGGGUAAAACCACACUUUUAUUCCUAGCAAUGCACCAAAGGAUAACUGUGAAAUGCAGUAUACAGAAUUAUGGUCACGUGUUUCCUUUUACCAUGUGGCAUUAAGAAGCACUUUAUUGGAGUCAUUUUUAUUUUUUUUUGUCAGUGAAAUGAGUCUUAAUAAAUGGGGUCUGUAAACACUAAAUACAGCAGUUGCUCUAUUGAAUUAUGUGGGGACAUACUCUCCUCAUAGUGGUGGUGAAAGAAAUAGUAGAAUUGAAGUAAUGAAUGUCUGCUUGUUUAUGCAUCUAAACAUGUAAGAUGGGUGAUUGGAUACAAAGAUUCCACGUAGUGAAGAAGUCCUGACUUGAAUAUUAACUUCUCAUUUUGUGAGAACCAUACGUAUAAUGAUUUGAGAAAAAAAUUUGGAAGUAUGUUUUGUUUUUUGUGUUUUUUUUAAAUUAUGUAGUUUGGUACAUCUGCUACUGCUAUACAGGCUUGGGACAGAUUAAUAGCACUUUACUGCACCUUUGUGAUAAAUUUUGGAAACAAAAACAAAAUGGACAUUUCAAAACUAGGAAGAAUUUACAGUAAGAUGAUGCAAAUAUUGUAUAUGCAAGUAAAGGUCUCUAACCGUUCUAAAAAGAUACAGUCGUGAUUCAUGUAUUUGCACUGUUUACAACUCUGUUAUAUUGCUGUAAUUUUACAAACCAUGCAAUGGAAUUGAGGGGGGGAG